Molecule: messenger RNA, 13981 nt
Organism: Lutzomyia longipalpis
Lineage: Eukaryota; Metazoa; Arthropoda; Insecta; Diptera; Psychodidae
Gene: gem
Product: transcription factor CP2-like protein 1
Exons: 11
Coding region: 8095-10026 (643 amino acids)
Biological process (GO): regulation of transcription by RNA polymerase II
Cellular component (GO): nucleus
Molecular function (GO): RNA polymerase II cis-regulatory region sequence-specific DNA binding; DNA-binding transcription activator activity, RNA polymerase II-specific
Source: RefSeq, a predicted model, not a curated record
UUUCUUGCAUGAUUGCAUAUACAGGGGGAUGUGAGAGGUGACUGAGAGAAAAAGACACGUUAAUUGAACAUGACGCCGUUUCUUGCCAAGAUAAAGCAUUAUAAAUAUGUAUAUUAUAUAUAUUAUUUACCAUAUAUAAUACACAAAAAUAUACAUAUUGCUGAAACAUUAAAGGCGAGCGACAAGUUAGGCAAGAGAGCGAAAUAAAAGAAGAAGAAGUUAGAAUUCUAUGAAAUUAGAAGGAAGAGAAUUUGAGAGGAGAAAAAAAAAGAGAAAUAAUAAACUAAUAGCGUGGUGAUAAUGAAAUUUUUCGUUGUUCAUAAAAAUCAGUGAGGAAAAAAAAGAUAAUACUCUACUGCUUUAAUUCUCAGACCUUCCACUAAUUAAGACAAUUUGUCAAAGUAAAGAAUGAGCCGUGUAUAUGUAUACACAAGAGGAUUUUCAUUACCAUGAACACAUAGUCGUGAGUGUCUAAUCAAAAUGUGUGACAUGCUGGCAAGUGAAACAUUAAAAAAUUAUUAUUGAGUUUCUGUGAAGCGAAAAAAUGGCAUCGCAGAGCAAAUCUUCAGCGGGGGGAAAGGGGAGAAGAUGAGAUUAUCUCACAUACGAAAGCCAGUGAUAACCCAUUCACCUUGCAGAUGGGUAUUCCAACAUUGUCACCGUGAUGUGCGAGGCAAUUUCAUUUGUAAGCCACAGAGAGAUCAUAAACAUGAUGAGAUUUUUUCUCUGUUAGUUCAUUGCCGCAAGAGUAGAACAUAUUUCCUAAAAUAAAAGGAUCUGCGUUUGCAUCAUGAAUUUAGAGAGAUUUCCUCUCUGUAAAUUCAUGAAACAUUCGCGCUGAUGUUUCAUCUGUAAGUUUUAACAAAAUGUUCUUGAAGCAUUUAUGCAAAUUUCCUAAAAUAAAAGUAUAUGUAUUUGCCUCAUGCAUUUAGAGAGAUCUCCUCUCUGCAAAUUCAUGAAACUUUCGCGCUGAUGUUUCAUCUUUGAAUUUUGACAGAGUGAUUUUGAAACAUUUACGCAUAUUUCCUAAAAUAAAAGGAUCUGUGUUUGCUUCAUGUAUUUGUAGACAUUCGGUCCUAUUCAACCAUCAAGAAGGUCUUAAAAUUUCAUAAUUCUUUUUCUGAAAUUUCAAGGAUUUCUUGGUUGCUGAAUAGGACCAAUUGUCUCUUAAAAUUCAUGAAACAUUCGCUCUGAUAUUUCUUCUAUUUUUGUUUUAUUUGAGAACACUGUUCUUGAAACAUUUCCUUCAUAAGGAAUCAUUUUCUCUGUAAUUGCGUGAAACAGUCGCGGUGAUGUUUCACCUUUAAGUUUUUCAAAGUGCUUUUGAAACAUUUGGGAAACUGAGCUAAAAGACAUUUUAUUUAAAUCACAAUAAAAGUUUUCUUUACAAAAGAGAGAUAUGUGGAAUACCGAAUAAUUUUGUAUGUUAUAUCCAUUUUUUACAUUGAAAUUGAGGGAGAGAUUGAGGCUCUAAAAAUCUGCGUCCACUUACACUGCAAAUUUUACGAUCAUCAAUUUUAAAACGUGUUGUUGCAUUAAAAAUAAAUGUUGCUGGAUAUGCAGCAAAAUAUGCCUCGAGGGCUUCUCUGUGGGCGAUUUUACUCGUAUAUUGACCACCUCACAAAGUGAGAAGCCUCACCCAGCUUUUAGUGAGGGAAAUCCAAAUGUUUUUGUGACGUCAUUCUUGUUUUUUUCUUCUCCAAUAAUUCUUGGAGAGCUUUUAUGAGGGACCAGAUGAUACCUAAAUAGUAAUUUCAUUCCACACCUCACGAAAGUUAGGAAAGAUGCCAAUCCGUUAGCAUUUUUCUUCAUUCUUCCUAAUAAGGUCUAAAUUGUUAAAAUAUUUUUGAAGCUUUUUUCUGUGUGGAAAUUUCUCAGAAAUUUUGUUUUGGGUGCCUUCGGAGAGCUCCCAAAAAUGCUUUAGUUUUUAUUACGUUGAUUUAACAGAAUUCAACACCUGAUUUCUUUUCAUUCAUCUGUGAUUUUUAUGAGGUUUUUAAAUUGCCACCGCACGCAAAAUACCUCCACUAUCCCACUACUAAUGUGGUUUUUUGCAACGUAAAACCUCAUAACAGAAUCUCGUUAUAACAAAUAAAAUGAUUUUAAUAUCUUAUUUUAAAUUCUUUUCAUAUUAAAUUUCAUCGGGUUUAUUGAUUGAAGAAUUUGUUGAAGAAUAUUAAAUUAUUAAGAGAAAAAGAGUGGAAUUUCUCAAAAAGAAUAGAAUUUAUGCUCUGAUAGGUAGGGUAAAUACCACACGUAGUAUAAAUCUGGACAGAAGACAUGAUAAAAGAAUGAACUAAUACCGUGGACGACCCUGAAGUACGAGAUUGUGAUGGAGGCAAGUUUUGUAAGCAGAAAAUUUAAUCUAAUUUCAUUUCAACUUCCUCAAACUCUCAAUAAUAAUAAAUCCCAUAAAUAAAUUCAUAUCAAUCGUGUCUUUUUCAAAUUAUGUAUACGUAGGUAGUUCUGAUGUUCGUGCAAAGUACUUAAUUACUAAAUUGUUCUCGAAUUUAUGCGAAUUUACAAACUUUUUUUGUGUGAUAACAGGAAAAAACCCAGCAUAUAAGAGAGUCUUCCUUCAUGAAAAUUUAUGGAUGUACAAGAAGAACUUUUUUUUCUUGAGAAAAUAGGAUAAAAAAUAUGAUAUGGAUAAUUGCUAUGUACUUAAUUCUCUCGUGCUUGAUUCCCUCAACUCAUUGUUUUACCGAGAGAAGCGAGAGACUUUGUUAUUGUGAGCUUUACACCAUCAUAUCAAUGUUCAAAUACACGGGAUGGAGGGAGGGAGGAUAAGAAGAUGAUAAACUAGGCCGCGAGAGAGAUGAAAUGGUUUUUCCAAAUAGAAUGACAUUAUUUUCUCCCCGUUCCUCCUGAGGUGUAAGAAAAUCCCGUAAAAGGUACUUUUCAUUGAUCAAGAUGCAAUUUUAUUCAUUAAAUGUGAUCUUCAUGUACAACGCAGAGAUCUUCAUCCACUUUGUCGCAGUAAAAACCACCUCAAUCUAGACUUUGUGCGUAUACGCAUAAAAUUGCCUAUUCUGAUUUUUUGAAAAUACCAUCGACAAUUUUCUGUUGAGCCUAACGCAGAGAGAAGAAAUUAUCUACCUCCUUCAGUACCGCACACAGAAUUUCAAAAGACAAAAACCAAAAACGAAAGAAAAAAUCAACUCUUUAACAGGUAUUCAGGUAUUCUGAUCGAGUAAAAAAAUCCCCGGGUCUUGCUGAAGAGGGUAAAAAAUAAAACAAAUUUAUUUUGUAAAAAAAAUGAACAAAAGAUAUCAAUUUUUUUAACGCUCUUCUCGCAUUAUCCAUAUAAUAAAGCAUAUUCAUGCAGAUCUUUUUCUCUCUCUUCAUCUUAAAUCCCGCACCUCGGCGUGAAGAUCACCUGUCAGCUUCGAGUAAACUACCAAACAAAUAAACUACGAGUGAUUACGUCAGAAAUAUUUGUAUAUUAAACCCCGUGGAAGUCUCCUCGUCAAAAUCCAACGAGAAGAGAACUAAAAUUAUGUACGAAAACACAGAAUUAAAGUGAAAAAGAUGUGAUUUUGGAAUGUGCCACUUCCGUUGCAUACGAAAAUUUGGUGUAUUUGUGCAUCGAAAAAUCGUUACAGAAAUUAUAUGGAAUUUACAUACUUAUGUACAUAUACAGAGGGGAAUGAAGAAUUUUUUUCUUUAUCUUUUUUUGUUUGGAAGUCCAGACAAAAAGUUCAAAAUCUUGCUUCCCAAAACAAGUUUCGUGGGGAGCAAGUUUUGGGUUUUCGAAUGCUAUUCGAGUUUAAAUUUUAAAAUGGCAAAAGAAUAUGCAAUGUUACAAGAAGUCGGAAGACAAGGAAUAAGGGAGACUGGGGCCGUAUUUAAAUUUAUUCUCAUUAAUGAUUUUUAAGGUAUUCCUACAGUAUGAAGCAAGGAGUGAAAUUCGCUUCUAAAUUCGGAAUAAGUUUAGGCCCACAUUUCUAGGCCUAAGUUACCUAGCCUAACAACUCAUAGUCAGUUAACUAGCCUAAGAAACUUAGGCUAGGUACAUAUAAGUUUUUAAAUUUAGACUAGAGUUGUUAGUUAAUCCGAUAGGUAGCCUAUAUGUUUUGAUAAGUUUUAAAAGUUAAGCCUGAAUUAAGUUUGGUUAAGCCUAACUUUUUUAAAGUAGGUUUAAGGUUAGGGCUAAACUUUAGUUCUUGUGCCGGGCUUAUUUUAAUCGUCUUUGUACAUCAAAAACGCUAGAAACUAUCAAAAAAUACCAUUAGUUCUAAAUUAGCUGGACCAAACUUCAAAAUCUAAAAAGUUAGACCUUAAAAAAUAAAGCCUAAGAGCCUAGUCCUAAAAACUAAAGUUUGCCUUAAGAAAGGUUUAAACAUGACUUAAGAAACAGACUUAGCCGAAAUUAGAAGUGAAUUUUAUCCAAGUUCCUAAAUAUAGUAAAAUACUAAAUUUUUGAAAUAUUUUAUUUUCUUAACGAAAAAUACGAUUUUUUAAAAAUAUUUUCUAUUUUUUGCACAUUAAAAAUAACAAUCAUAAAAACGUCAUAAGAGUUUCUUAUGAAACAGCUGAUACAUUUAAAGAAACAAAAAAUAUAAUUUUUAUGUCACUGAUUGUAUUUUGAUUUUAAUAGAAAAAAAUUAAAUUCUUGAUUAUUACUUAUUUUUCCUCUACAGAAAUGUAAUUCUUUUCCAUACAGAAACGAAUAAACUUAUUCAAUUUUUAAUUCAUGAAUUGAGUGUUUCAGAUAACCCCAGUCACACCUAUAGAUUUUUAAAAAAUGCAAAAAUCAAAAAGUUAACUCACCUAUCGAGUUUAAGGACCUAAAGCAUAGGUAUAUAAAGAUCCGCUAACGGGAAAGAAAAUAAAACGCCGAAGAAUAUAUCAAAGAUUCUGAGAAAAAUUUGAAAAAAAAUCGACUUAUAGUGCCAUUAGGGUUUGUAUAGUAAGCUUUAAACCAUGGAAUUUCCAACAUCAAGUUUGAAUAUUUCAAGGUAAAAUAUAUCAUUAUGAAUUACCUGCUUUACUUUAUUUCUUGUUCAACCAGAAAGUAAGAUCAAUUUGAAAUCAAUUAUAUGCCUUUAAAGUAGCAUAAGAGAAAUAUUUUUGAUCCAAAAAGAAAUCAAAUAAUUUUUCAAAAGUUUUAAUAAUUUAAUUUAGACUUUAAAAUAUUUUAAUUCUUUAAAAGAAAUAAAAGAUUAUUGUUAAGAUCAGAAAGAUAAUAUAAUCUGUGAUAAAUACCGGAAAAAGAGAGAACUACAACGUACAUAAAACUUAUUUAGAGCUCAAAAAGUCUUCACUUAACUACAACAAUUCCCACCUUAUUUGGAAGUGUAUUUGAGAGUUAGGUAUAUAUAGUGUAUGUAUAUAAGAUUAUAUACAAGUGGAUAUUUUAUUAUGACGACGAUGAUUCUAAUGAAGAUCGUCUACAAAUAGUGAUGAUGGAGGCAGUUCAGAAUCCAUACAACACUAAAGUUGUGUGAAUGAUUGUUGAUGGAGGAGGGAAAAAAUGUUUUAUUUGAACAUUAUCUCUCCUCUUUCUUAUCUCUCCCUCUCCUUAUGUAUUUAACAAAGGUCAACAUUGUAAGGUCAGGAGACUGUACGCGCAUGAUAAAGUGUAGCAAAGAAUGCCUGUGAUGAGUUGAAGAAGCACUUUGGGGAGCAUAUACAAAAUAAAAUUUGUGUAUUAGUACAGUUUCGUGUAGAUCAAAACAGUCAAAGUGGCAAAGAUUAUGUGUUUCGUGUGUCAAAUUUUUACUCCUCCCUGAUACAAAAUUAUACAUAAUAGCGCGAAAUAAGAAGAAAAGAUGAGAAUGAAACAAGACGACCGAUUUCCUUCAUUAGCUGAUAUAAUAAUUUUUACAUCUUAUGCCGGAAGAGGAGGCUGAAAAAAAGACGUUGAAGGAGAAGUGAUAUAUUUUUCUUCCUCGGAAAAGCCAACAUAAAACUUGCGACCACAUAUAUAAAUUUUAAUUAAAAUAAAAUAUUUAAAUAUGUAGAGGUGCGAUUCUCUCAGUGCGUGAUCUAAAAUAAAAACGACGGGUGGAUAUUAUUUUUCAUGAAUUCCAGUGGAAAAUAAUAUUAUAUAUUUGCCUAUCAAUGUCAAGAAUGGCACAUGGAUAUGGCUGAUUACAUAAAUAGGAGUAUUCGCGUCAUCCCUUGUAAAAUACAGAAGCUUUCUGUUCAAACAAUGCAUGGCACUUAACGGUGGUUAUACGAAAAGUCGGUGGCCUUUUUCUACAUACAAUGAACUGACUUUCUAUAUAUAAAUUUUGGGCGUUUCUGUUUAUUUAUUUGCAGUUUUUGUUUUGUUUUCUAAAAAUAUAUUUUUGCUUGGGAUUUAUUUAUUUACUUUAAAUAAUAAAGAAAAUAAAAGCUUGAGUAGUGUGCUUGUUGUUAAUUUAACUCUGCAGUGGAGACGCCUGGUAGCUUUUAAUUGCCUCGACUUAAAUCAGUUGAGAGAUAAAAUUGCUGAAAUAAAAUAAAUCUAAUCAAAAGGAGUUUAUUCGUUUCUUCCUGUGAAAACUUUUCAUCCCAGGAAAUAUUUCUAUACACAUAAUUUUUAAUAGAAUUAUAAUCAGAAGUAAUCAUCAAAGAGACUUUUUAUUUUCCACAUGAGUUCUGCUGGGAAAAACUAACAAAGUUUUGUUCAAAAUGUAAACAAUGACGUCACAAUUGGGGAUUUUUAAUCUCUUUUAAUACAAAGAAAAUUCAAUGAGUCAUUCAUGUUAUUAUAAUGAUUCAUUAAUAAUAUUCAAGAUGUUUUGAUUUAAUUUUCUAUAGAAAAUUUUAAGAAGGCAUUUUUAUGUUAAAUGUAGGGCCAAUAAAAUACAAAAGUGACGUCAUUGGUUAUCAAUUUUUGUUCAAAUUAUUGUCGAAAUUUUCCUGCUGAUCUCAGCAGAAAAAAGAGUUUCUUUGACGAUUUAUUCUUAAUAUUUUAUUUUAUUCUUUACAAGAAUAAAUAAAUCUCGUUAAUUUUUCUCAAUUGAAGGGUUUUUUUUCAUACAAAAACGAAUAAAGUUCUUUGGAUAAAUCAACUCAAAUUUCAGCUAACUCAAGAAAUAUUUAAAUAUAAAUUGUUAUUAAUGUUUUCUUGCUUUUUCUAACUUUCUUGCUACACUUAUUUAUGCUUCUUUCUACACAUGACUUAAGUCUAUGCUGUGCUCAAAUCUUAUCUUCUUAAUUUUAAUAAAUAAAUUAAAGAAUUUCCCUUUAAAUGUGAAUAGAAAGAUAACGAAUUUUCCGGGCAACCAUUCACAAGUAAAAUGCCGUGAGGUUGUAUUGCGAGAGAAGCGUAUUAGUUGGAAGAAAAUGCUCUAUCAAAACUGCAAACAGGAAUAUUCUUUAUCACUUGGGCAAUUGGAAUAAUAUUUGCGACAAUUUACCAACGUAAUCCAUCACCUGAGAAUGGAAAAGAACAAUCUGACUGUGAAUUUGCGCCAAAUUUAGUGUGAUGUCUCCCAUCAAUCCAACACAAAGUGUUUUUGUGGAGAAGUUUCUUUUUAGCGGGGAAAAUUUAUUAGAAGAAAAUAUUCCGCGUUGUGGGUGGAAUUCUCAUAGCAACACUCAAUGAUUCUUAUACACCUGUGGCGCUUUUUUUUCGUGAAGGAAAUAUGCUUACAUUGUGAUACAUUGUUGCAGUGUGUGGGGAAUUUCAUGAAAGAUUUAUCAAUUUUAAAAUAGCGUGCAAAUUGCUGGUGUAUUGUGGAAAACUGCAGCAUGUCGCAGUUAAUAAUUCAUGGAUAGAUUAGAAGUCUGUGCGGGGUGUGUGUGUGUAUAGUUUAUUAGAGUUAAACACUCUUCUUUAGCAUUGCACCGGAAUUGUGUGUGGGGAAGAACAAGGAAAUAAUGUAAUUCUAAACAGUUGAAAGUGUCGUUGCGCGGAAAAACCUCUUUACUUGUGUGAUGAAUUUAUAAAGAAGAAAAAAAAUGCCAAAGUUUGCAUUUUUCAUCUGAAUUUUGGUGUCAUCGCUGGGAUUCUUUUUAUCAUUUUGUUGUUUUGCUCCCAAUUGAUGUUUUAUUUGAAGUCAGGGAGACACUGAUAAGGCCAGACGAAGUGUACAGUUGAAGCUAAAAUAAAAAAAAAGAUUCUCUUAAUGUUCCAUUUGCAAGACUUUUGUGGGAAAAAUGCAAAAUUUUAUGAAUUUCUUCAGUCACAUGGAGAAAGAUCCGCCAAAGAGGCAGUGUCGCUAUCAGAAUAUCAAUAGCAGUAUUGCCGGUCGUCAAGGAUGGUCGGAUGAAAUUGACUUUGAUUUGAACAAUGAGCUGAGCAGCAAUGGAUAUGGCAUAAAUGAAAGUCUGCUGUAUUCGAGUUUGACAGUGUUGAAGCAGGAAGUGCCAUCACCAACACAAGAUGUCCACAAGAAUCUACCCCAACUCAAUGGGGGAACGGUGAAUGAUUCUACAAAGAGGCAGCAUUCAGGCAAUGAGAAUAUUGUGCCAUCUGAGCAGCAGCAGCAACCGCUGCAGAAGCCACAGCAGCAGCAACAGCAGCAGCAGCAGCCACAGAAUGGAGUUAUUGAAUCAAAUCAACAUAUUGGAUUGCAUCAUCUGCUCCAAGACAAUGACUUUGAAGCAACCAAUGGGAGUGGGCAAUCACAAGAUGGCAUGUCGUCUGGUGUGGCACGCAAAGAGACACCAAUCUCAGAUGAUUGCAGAUUCCAGUACGUCUUGGCGGCCGCAACGUCAAUCGCAACGAAGAGCAAUGAAGACACACUCACGUACCUCAAUCAGGGACAAAGCUAUGAGAUUAAAUUGAAGAAAUUGGGUGACUUGUCGCCAUAUCGCAAUAAAAUACUGCGGAGCAUCAUCAAGAUAUGCUUCCAUGAGAGACGCCUCCAGUACAUGGAGAAGGAGCAAAUGCAGCAGUGGCAGUCAUCGAGGCCAGGAGAACGUAUUGUUGAGGUUGACGUGCCACUGUCAUACGGCUUGUGCCAUGUGUCGCAGCCAGCAAAUCCAAAUUUGCUCAAUACCGUGGAGAUCCUGUGGGAUCCCAUGAAGGAGGUUGGUGUGUACAUAAAGGUGAAUUGCAUUUCAACUGAAUUCACACCGAAGAAGCACGGCGGGGAGAAGGGCGUGCCGUUCAGGAUUCAGGUGGAGACAUACUUGGAUACGAAGCAUAACGGUGAUGCUGGUGUAAAGCCAAUCCAUGCAGCUGCGUGCCAGAUCAAGGUGUUCAAGCUGAAAGGGGCGGAUCGGAAGCAUAAGCAAGAUCGCGAGAAGAUCCAAAAGCGUCCGCCAUCGGAGCAGGAAAAGUACCAACCGAGCUAUGAGUGCACAAUCCUCAAUGAUAUCUCGAGUGAUAUGCUUGUGUCGCAAGUCUGCUACAGUCCAGACAACGGGAAAGCAGCCAUCUCGCCAAUUGUACCCAAUUCUCCGGUUCAUGUGCCCAAGUACGAUGGUGUUAUGCAGCAAUUUCCCAAUACAAACAGCAACCCAAUCGCCAUCAACAAUGUCUCAUCCACCAAUUCAGCCAUGUGCAAGAUCAUUGACCAGAGUAUCAUGUCGCCGGCGCAAAUGGACUCUGAUGAAAUGAUCCCGACAAUUUCCAAAGAUUCCACGCCAGCCCACUUGACACAGUGGAUGAAUUACCAUCGAUUGACACAGUACGUUAAUACAUUUGCACACUUCAGCGGCGGAGAUUUGCUAAGGAUGUCCAAGGAGGACCUCAUUCAGAUCUGCGGUCUCGCCGAUGGGAUAAGAAUGUACAAUAUUUUACAUGCAAAAGCGAUCACACCUCGCCUGACAAUCUUCGUGAGCUUCGACGGAUCAUGCUAUCAUGCCGUUUACAUGCACAGCAGCCAGACAAAGGAGCUCCUGCAGAAACUCUCACGCCUCCCUGGCUUCUAUGAGAAUCAAGCCAAUGGCACAAUGAAUGGCACCGAUGGGGGCAACAUGUACAACUCCUGGGACUCUGUUUUUCUCUUUUGCACACAGGAAUGCAAUCAAAAUUCGCCGGGAGUGGAUCUAAUCUCUAUGACGCCUCCAAAUUCACCGUGUUCAUUCAUGGGCCAAAUGGGAUUCAUGUCCUCGUCACUGAUGACGUCAUUGGCAACAUGAAAGACGAGAGCCUCUUCACGCUCGACGUGCAAAAUGGCAAGAUACUCAUGAAGGCCGUCUACAAAACUGAGUAAAUUUCGUUUAUUUUUUUUUCUUAAGUUUUGUUUGAUUUUUUUUAAAUGCGUCCAAAAAAACUUGGACUUUUUUUUGUUGUUAGAUUUUGAUGUUUUGGAAAACCAAUAUCAGUUACAUAUCAAUGUUAAUUAAUUUACAAGAAAAAUGGAGAAAUUUAAUUUAAAAGAAAAAUUUUAAAAAAAAUGAGAGCUUUGUUUUGCUUUUGUUAAAGUACAAUGCUUUCACGUUGUAGAAAUGUCUCCAAAGGAACAAUUUUUUCUGGGUGUUGGACAAGUUUUUAAGUUUCUAUUUUUCAUUUCAGAAUAAUUUUUAGUAAAAAAGCAGAUUUAUGAGGGAAAUUCUGUGGGAGGGGAAUGUCUUGUUCAGUUUAAGAGGUUUAAAGGAAAAAUUAAGGAGGCUUCCUUUAAGAAAAGGAAGGUCCUAAUUCAAGAUCUCUUUGCUCUACGUAAGCUUAAAGCUCAUUAAGCGUUUAUGAGCUUUUACUGAACUAAAAAGAAAAAAAAUAUAUUGAAAAAUGUUCUUUUUAUUUUAUUUUCUGAAUAUUGGGCUGAUUUCUGAAGUAAAAAUUUUAAAAAAAAAUCUACUUUACAUUUUUUUUAAUUUAAAAAUUUUUAUUCUUUGUUUUAAAAAGAAUUAAGGAUAGAAAAUUCAAAGAAUAACUUUAAAAUCAAAACCAUUACUUUGCAUUUAUUUUGUGAAAUAAACAAAUUAGUAAAAAUAUAAAAUUUUUAUAUCUUAAAAAAAAGGAAAAUAAAAUAUUUCAAUUUUUAUUUUUUGCUUAAAAAUUUUCUCAGAUUUUUUUUAAUAAAGAAAAAUAAUUUCCUAGAAGAUUCCUUAAAUUUUCUUAUUGUUCCGGACAAAAGAAAUCCUCGGAAUUUCUCUCAUUUAAACUGUUUUAAAAAUUUAGACUUUAGUUAAAGAAAAAUUUUACGUACAAUAUAUAAUUCAAAUGAGAUUUAAGAGCGAGGUUUGAUUUUUUUCUAUUUCAUAUAAAUAUUUUACUUCUUAGUGACACAGUAUUUGAGGUGUGCUUCUUUCAUAACAAUUUAAAUGGUAAUUCAUCUGAUGAAGUAUAAUGGUUUAAUAAGAAGUUAGAAUUUCUAUGCGUAUAGAUUAAGUUUUCUUGUUUGUUUUAUUUUUCUAGAAUAAUUUUUAGGCUAUAAUACAAAAAAAAACUCUUUCUAAAAGAACUUUUUAAGAGGAAGAAAAAAAUGAAUACGAUGGUGCAAAGCAAAAUCUGCAGGCAGAAAGUACAAUUUUACUAAUGAAAUAAAACAACAACAAAAUAUAUAUCUCUUAUAUUGAAUAAAUAAUGAAAUGAAAACUUUUAUUAACUUGUUAAGAAAAGUGCAUUUGUUAGCUAACAAAACAAAACGGUGAAAAGCACGAGAAAAGGCACAAAAGUUGGAGGAAGAAAAUAAGAGAAAAAUAAUAAAAUGCAAAAUGAAAUAAAAAAAUUGUGAAGAGAUGGAAAUAAAACGAUAUUAUUAAUACAAAAAAUAUAAUAUAAAAAAUUUAUAGUUUAAAAUUUUUAGGGUAUUUUGAUAAAAACAAAACUUUUUAUCUUAUAUUUUUCUAAGGCAAAAAAAAAUCAUUUUAUGAAAAAUGUAUAAUAUUUCGUGCAAUGCUGGAGUAAAUUUCAAUGGAAUUCUAAUGAUAUAAAUAAUGCAAAAAAAAACGAACAUUGUUACGUAAGAUUGCUUAGCACAAUGAAGAAGACCUUUUGAUAGCAGAAAACAUUGUGAUAGGUAAAAGAAUAUUAAAAGAAAAAACAAUUUAUCUUACUACAAAGAUUUAUAAAGGUUUUAAAAUAAAGGGGUGGUAUUCUAGGAUAGAGACACCUUUCAAGAUCAAGAUAAAAAUCAAAAUAAAGACCAAGACUGUCGGUAUUCUACUUUACGACGAAUUAUCCAGGAAAGUAAAAUCAAAAUUUGCGUUAUCCUACUUGUCAGUUUCUUGGUUUCAGCUUCGCGCCAAGAAAACUUUAGCGAUAUCUCUUUCUAACGCAUUAAUUUUUUCUAUUGCGCUUUCUCGUUCGCUCUCGGAUGACAAUUGAACGAAAUUUAAACACUUCAUGGGAAUUUCUUCCCUAUUGCCAUUACAUCCAGGAGCCCUGAUUGUAUAAUCUCGGCUAUUAUUCCCAGGCAUUAUUGCUCCGGGAAUGGAAUGAAUAUUGUCGGAGAGGUAUUUCUGCCUCCAGAUUAUGAUAAUUUGGCGGUAACUGGGGGGGGGGGGUAUGCUACUGCAAAAUUUUGAAUUUUUCUUAGGAAUCGUGGUCACUUCUUCUUGCUAUUGAUGGAGUGACCUCCGGAUUAAGGAUCUCAUCCCAGGAUUGUCACAUCCUGGACAAUCCUGGGAUGCUGGUGCAAAAAUGUUUGUUUUUCGCCGGAAUUGUGGUCACUUCUCAUUGGUAAUGAUAAAGUAACCUCCGGACUAGGGAUAUCAUCCCAGAACUAUCAAGCCCUGGACAAUUAGAGAAUGCUGGUGCAAAAUUGUGGUUUUUUCGCCAGAGUAGUGGUCACUCCAACAUUACUAAUAGGAAGUGACCAUAAAUCCGUCGAAAAACCCACAAUUUUGCACCAGCAUCCCCUAAUUGUCCAGGACUUGAUAAUCCUGGGAUGAGAGCCUCAAUCUGGAGGUCACUCCAUCAUUACCAAUCAGGAGUGACCACAAUUCAGGCGAAAUAUCCACAAUUUUGCACCAGCAUCCCAGGAUUGUCCAGGAUGUAACAAUCCUGGGAUGAGAUCCCCAAUCUGGAGGUCACUUUAUCAUUCCAAAGGAGAAGUGACCAUAAUUCCGGCAAAAAACAAACAUUUUUGCACCAGCAUCCCAGGAUUGUCCAGGAUGUGACAAUCCGGGGAUGAGAUCCCCAAUCCGGAGGUCACUCCACCAUUACAAAGGAGAAGUGACCACAAUUCCAGUGAAAAACAAAAAAUUUUGCAUCAACAUCACGUAUUUGUCCAAGAUUUGACAAUCCUGGUACAUCCCGGAGGUCACUCUAUCAUUAGUAAGAUGGAGUGAACACAAUUCCGGCAAAAACCCGUCAUUUUGCAUCUGCAUCCCAUAUUUGUACAAGAGUUUUCAUAUCUCCCAUACUGAAUUUACAUUGCCUUUACCUCAUUUAAAAACCAAUUUUUCAAAGGACCCCAAAACCGUCUUGGAAUUUCACAUAAAUCCAAGACAUUUUACGUUAUAAUAAGACCGUAAAUCUCUAUCGUAGAAUACAGAAUCUUGGAAUAUUUUUAUCCAAGUCUCUUUUGACAACUCAUUUUGUAAAUCUUUAUUUUGAUUUUGAUUCGUAUCUCAGAAUACUAAAAGUCUUGGAAGUUGUAUGAAGAAACAAGAUUUUUAGGUUAUGGUUCGACCGUAAAUCUCUAUCUUAGAAUACCAAAUCUUGAAAUAUUUUGAAUUUCCAAGACUAUCCUGAAAAUUUCUUGGAAUUUUAAAGUAGAAUACCAAAUCUUGGUUUUUUUCUUUAUUUUGAUCUUUAUAUUUAUCUUAGAAUACCGCCAAAAGAUUCUAUUUGUCUGAGAAUGCAGAAAAAUCAACAAAAAAAUGUCUUCAUAUUCUAUUUUUACUAUAUUCUCCCCAAUUUCAAACAGCUCCAUAACCUUUCAUGGCAAUGACCAGAAAGAAUAAAAAAAAAUUCUCAAAGUGAAAUGUUCGAUGUCAUCGUAUAAAAAAUAAUUCUGAGAAUAUCAAAGUUAGAAUAUUCACGGCGUUUAUUCUUCUUUUGUCCUUUUCUUUAUUUAAUCAUGUUUUUUUUUAUUUAGAGAAAAGAUGUGUUUAUUAUCACUGUAAGGUUUAAUUUUUUAGGCAAAUUUGUUACACGUAAUACCUCCAAUUUGCCAUAGAAUCAAUAAAAAAAAAUUUAAAUAAA